Molecule: messenger RNA, 2355 nt
Organism: Thermochaetoides thermophila DSM 1495
Lineage: Eukaryota; Fungi; Ascomycota; Sordariomycetes; Sordariales; Chaetomiaceae
Product: tetracycline:hydrogen antiporter-like protein
Exons: 5
Coding region: 1-2355 (784 amino acids)
Biological process (GO): transmembrane transport
Cellular component (GO): membrane
Molecular function (GO): transmembrane transporter activity
Source: RefSeq, a predicted model, not a curated record
AUGGGCAGAGAUGGUGACCUGAUUGAAAUCCGGCCAGAUCAAUUAGAGAGGGGUGAGCGGCCGCUGGCCGCCGCUGAGAACGAGUGGAAGCCAGGCAGCAAGGAGUAUGCUGUCAUGGUGACCCUCUCCGUCAUCUCUCUCAUGGUAGCUCUCGAUGCCACUAUUCUCGUGUCUGUCCUGCCAACCCUCGCGAUCGACCUAGGCGGAACCGCCACCGACGCAUUCUGGGCCGGCACCUCCUACCUACUGUCUUGCGCCGUAUGCCAGCCGUUCAUCGCCGCGCUGUCCGACAUCUUCGGGCGAAAGGAAAUGCUCCUGCUGUCCGUCUUCUUCUUCACAAUCGGCACGAUCCUGUGUGCGCCCGUCGCGAAGGACUUCACCGUCUUCUUCGUGGGGCGCUCUAUCCAGGGCAUCGGCGGCGGCGGCAUCAUCACCAUGGGCCAAGUCAUUUUUGCCGAUAUCGUCCCCCUGCGCCAGCGUCCGAAGUAUUUCUCUAUGGUUUUGGCUGCUUGGGCGCUGGGUAGCGUGCUAGGACCCCUGAUUGGUGGUUUGUUUGUCGAGCAUGUUAUUUGGGCUUGGUGCUUCUACAUCAACUUACCCUUCUGCGCCGUCGGUCUUGUGUUGGUUCCAAUCUAUGUCAAGCUCAAGACCCAGAAGACCUCGAUCAUAUCCAAGCUGCGCCGCGUUGACUGGCUUGGUGGUUUCCUGUUCAUCGGCGGCAUGACCAGCUUUCUCAUCGGUCUCUCGUGGGCCGGUAUCCAGUUCGAGUGGAAGUCGGCCGAGACGAUCGCUCCCAUGGUCGUCGGCAUCGUCGGUGUCGUUGCCUCUCUUUUCUGGGAGUGCUACGGCGCUGUCGAGCCCUUCCUCAGGCCUAGUCUGUUCAAUUCUCGCUCGACCCUAGCUACUUACGCCAUUGCGCUGUUCCAGGGCUUCAUCCUCUUCUGCGCCCUCUACUACAUCCCCUUCUACUUCACUGCCAUCAAGUUCCACCGCCCGACGCGCUCCGGCUUGGACAUCUUCCCCGUGACUUGCUUCCUCCUCCCCGGUAGCAUCAUCAUCUCUCUGAUGACAACCCGGUUGGGCCGCUACCGCUGGGCCAUCUGGAGCGGCGGCGUUGUCACCGCCAUUGCCUGCGGUCUGCUGGUUCUCUUCCGCCAGCACACCAAGACCGCCGUCUGGGCUGUCAUUCUGGCUGUCUUUGGCAUCGGCAACGGCAUGUUGUUGACUAGCGUCAACAUCGGCAUCCAGGCCGCCAGUCGCGUUGAGGAUGCGGGUCGCGCGGCUGCCAUGUACGCUUUCAUGCGUACUCUGGGCAUGUCCAUUGGUGUAGCUGUGGGCGGUACCGUCUUCCAGAAUGUCAUGAGCAACAAGCUCAAUGAGCUUGGUCUGCCGACUCAGAUCUCCAAGGACUCUGAAGCAUUUGUCGCUAAGAUGUACGAGAUGGCUCCGGAGGAUCCAGUGCGCAUCGGUGCUCAAAAGGCCUACCUAUCCGGCUUCCACGGCGUCUACUGGACCAUCACGGGCGCCGCCGUCGCCUCCUUCCUCAUCUCCCUCCUCAUCAAGCAGUACUCCAUGGACAAGCUUCUCGCCACAAAGUUCGUCCUCAAGGGUGCCUCCCGCCCCGUCAUGGUCUCCAGCGCGGCCGGUCCUGACGAACCCUCCGACCGCGUCGAUAACGCCGCGAACAACACUACUUCGUGCGAAGAGAUCACCCCUGCCGAGGAAACCAAGCUCGUCCCCACCGAAACCGUCACCUCCGCCUUCUCUCCCCUGCCAACCCCGGCUGGCACAAACCUCACCGUCUCGGACGCGAUCAUGCCCGCCCCUGUCUCUGGCAGCAUCCAUCCUUCUGCUCCCUCAAGUUCAACAACCUCGCAACCCUCAUCCGCUCCUGCCACGUCUCAGCAACAUGGGUUAUCUGGGGAAUCCGAGCAAGCAGCCAUCGUUUACCUCGUCCGUCCCGGCGGCGCAAUCCUCCCCGUUAAGGUCGUCCAGCAGCGUAGGCAGCCCGCCCCAUCGUAUGACGAUGCUGUGGCUGCUACAUCGGCAGCGGCAGCGGCUGCCGCUGCUGCUGGAGCUUCUGGGAACAGUGAGGGGUCGUCUAGCUCUGCUGCUGCUGCGGGUAGGGGUGCUAAGACGACCCAACCCAAAGGGCAGGCCGAGGUUCAGGCCGAGGCUGAGGGUCAGGGUCAGGGUCAGAGUGAGGGGCAGAAGACCAAGAAGGAAGGUGGCGAGAGUGAGGGCGAGGAGUCGAAGGUGUUUCACAUCAUUUCAGAGGCGUACUUUGAGGACGAGGAGGGCCACGCCCAGACGGUUGUUAUGGAUUACUAUCCGGUUUGGAUGAUGCCCAACUAA